AUGGUGUCAAAGGACUCCCGCUACGUGCACCGGCGGUGGUGUCUGGCCGACGCGACGCUGACGAUCCACCACCCAAAACUAAAGCUCCUCGUUGACUUCGACGACCCGGCUGGGUUCACGCUCCCGGCGAAUGCGCCGCUCAGGUCUGGGGCGCGACGUGCUGCUGCUGCAACAGCCGGCGGUGCCCCGGGCGCGUUUGGUCUCAGCCCAGAGGAAGACCUCCUGGCGGACUGGCGCGAGAUUGGCGUGCCGCCGCUCACGGAGGAGUGA
Messenger RNA from Trypanosoma grayi, 270 nucleotides. RefSeq lists its product as hypothetical. The coding region runs from base 1 to 270 and encodes 89 amino acids. The record is from RefSeq and is a predicted model, not a curated record. NCBI's taxonomy places the organism in Eukaryota, Euglenozoa, Kinetoplastea, Trypanosomatida, Trypanosomatidae. The transcript has a single exon.